AUGGCGUCGACCUCUCCGCGCCGCUCCUCCGGCGGGGACCCACCUUCCCCGUCCACGCCGCUCAUUUCCUCGCCGACCUCCCCGGCGUCCGGCCCCUCCGGCGGCGGCCCGCUGGGGCGGCUCACGAGCCUCCGCGGCGCGGCGCGGUUCAUCCGCCGCACGGGGAGCCGGCGCCUGAUGAGGGAGCCCUCCGUGGCGGUGCGGGAGACGGCCGCCGAGCACCUCGAGGAGCGCCAGACCGACUGGGCCUACUCCAAGCCCGUCGUCGUGCUCGACAUGCUCUGGAACCUCGCCUUCGUCGCCGUCGCCGCGGCCGUCCUCGCCACGUCGACGGGCGAGAGCCCCGCCGUGCCGCUCCGCGUCUGGAUCGCGGGCUACGUGCUCCAGUGCCUCCUCCACACCCUCUGCGUCACCGUCGAGUACAGGCGCCGAUGCAGGGACGCGGACCAGGAGGGAGCGGGUGAUGACGGUUUCAAGCUCAGUAUUGUGAAGCACUUGGAGUCUGCAAACACGAUGUUUUCGUUCAUAUGGUGGAUCGUUGGGUUCUAUUGGGUGUCUGCAGGUGGUCAAGCUUUAUCACAUGAUGCUCCUCAGCUUUAUUGGCUGUCAAUUGUUUUUCUGGCAUUUGAUGUUUUCUUUGUGGUCUUCUGUGUUGCCUUGGCUUGUGUGAUUGGAAUCGCUGUUUGUUGCUGCCUUCCCUGCAUUAUUGCUAUCUUAUAUGCUGUAACUGAUCAGGAGGGAGCAUCUGAAGAUGACAUAAACAACCUUUCCAGAUUCAAAUUUUGGACAAUGAGUGAUGCAGACAAGCUAGCUGCCGGCAUUGCAGCACCUGUGGGUGGAGUGAUGACAGAGUGUGGUACCAAUCCUCCUGUCGAACAUAUUCUUUCAGCUGAGGAUGCAGCGACAAGGCGUGGUCGAGGGCCUAGGCAUCGGGGUCGCCACGACCUUAGUGUGUAUGGCAUCCGCCUCAUAGGAUUAGGCGCGUUUAGGCGCGAAUGGCAUCAGGCGGAUGCCUACAGCCGCCCUGGACGCCGGAUGCCGGCCGCGGGGGAAGGGCGCCAAAAGGAGUGCGGCCCCGCGGGAAAUCGACCGCGCGCCCGCGGGGAAACUGAUAGCACAAUGGCAAGUCCAUCUUCCAUCAUCAGCAAUUAUGAUCCCAGGACUGAUUUAGCUCGGAAGGGAAACUCUGUGGAUCCAGGAUGGAAGUAUGGGUACUGGCCAAACCUUCAAGACAGAUGUGGUGGCAUGCACUCUAUGUGGUGCCUCACUUACCAGAGGGAUAAAAAGGCUGAAGAAACAUCUGGCGGGUGGCUUUGGAGAUACAAGGAAGUGCAUGAAAACUACCACUGCAAUUAG
This is a messenger RNA of Miscanthus lutarioriparius, 1356 nucleotides long. Lineage: Eukaryota; Viridiplantae; Streptophyta; Magnoliopsida; Poales; Poaceae. The record is from the annotation of a GenBank genome assembly.